Messenger RNA from Megachile rotundata (alfalfa leafcutting bee), 4426 nucleotides. Its product is annotated as pH-sensitive chloride channel 2. Gene Ontology annotation, cellular component: membrane. Gene Ontology annotation, molecular function: extracellular ligand-gated monoatomic ion channel activity; transmembrane signaling receptor activity. Lineage: Eukaryota; Metazoa; Arthropoda; Insecta; Hymenoptera; Megachilidae. Gene Ontology annotation, biological process: monoatomic ion transmembrane transport. The record is from RefSeq and is a predicted model, not a curated record.
UUCGCACCUAAAGUUGAAACUUAUCUAAAAUCCCUGGUAUCACGCCGUAAGCCACAUAAUUUAGUAAGAAAUAACUAUUAUUCCAUAUUGUUCGAUAGGUAGUUAUUUCAUGUAAAUUUACGUAGCAUUCAUCUAAUCUUUUAAAUGCCUCCUUAUCUGAUAGACACGUAUUAGGGAAAUAGUUCUUACUGUGCCUGAAUUGUAUUCAACAAGGCCAUGUCCUAAAUGCAUAUUUGCACUUUCUUAAUACGAGUAAUUACUCACUUUUAUUUACUUAAUUACACUCUUUCCAUUUCUAAGAAGCAGCAAGUUAAAAUAAUUUAAAGUACAUCUAGGAAGAGAACUGAACAAUCAAGAGAAUGCGUCAGCGGUUAAGAUACAGACGAUUAUUCAAAUAUAAAUCGAGAUUGGUUAUUUCGGGCAUUUUUUAUCAAGAUAAGCUGUACGUGAAUGAUCGAGAAUCAAAAUUAUAUAAUUCUGUAAUAAGAAUUAUUGGGAAUUAAAUACGUGUUAAUAUAAACUUUGAUUGCGUUUUAUAUCUUUUAUCGACUCCGGAAGUGCACCUCACAUAUUAUGAAGCACCCUGUACACGUUGUACCUCUAGACGUUGCAAUUUCAUUUAAAAAAAAACUUAGAAAUAUUUGCAUAAUCAUCACUUUCCUUCAACUAAGUUGCUGAAUCACAGUGAUUUAUUAUUGCAGUAUAAAUAGUUUCGUUACUCUACUUAUCAGUUCUCUAUCUCUAUAAUAACUGCAUUUGACUACAUUCAUGUGUAAAAAUAUAUUUUUUUACAGUUCUAAUUGCUUGACUGGUAAGAAGGAUUCCCCUGAAAUAUUUCAAACCUUUUCCUAAUGUUUUUUGCUAUUGGAUAUUGCAAUAGUUUUAAGUAUUGAAUAUCUAUUUUUAAAACUUUAUUGAACCUUUUAAUCGUUUUGCACUGGUUACAGCAUAUCGAACGAAAUAUAACCAACGUAAAACAAUUUUCUUUUCAACUUUAAUUCCCUUGUGGUAUUGACUAUAAUUGUGCACAAAUGUGUACGUUAAUUUCAAUUUCACGUUUUUAGAUAAUUCUAUAGCGUAAUUAUUUCAAAAAUAUAUCUUUUAUACAAAUUUUAGUAUCACAAAUUUCUUCUUCUUGCAAGAAGUAAUAUCUUCAUAUUCAUUUGUUAUAUUAUGGACAAUUUACGUCUUUCUUCAUCGACAUCUUAUCCUGUGGGUAUUUUAAAGCGAGUCCCGAUUUUGAAAAAAUUUGUUUCUUACUUUCAGAAUCACUUUUGUAACGAAAAUCAAAAAACAAAGUUUUUGAAAAAAUAAAAUUUCAAGCGUCGGUUCGAAUAAGUAGGUGAAAAUUUCAAGUUUUGACUCAUUUGUUAAUUACUAAAACGUUUAAAGACGCUAUUUAUACCUCGUUACACGUUCUCCAUUAUACACGAAACUUCGGAGAACAUUCCAUCGGUAAUUUCCGCUGCUUAGAUACUUCUCCAUAUUUAGCUAAAAAACUGUAUUUGAAUUUAAGUACAUGUGCUACAAAAAAUUAAUAAACUUGAAUUUAAUUUAAUUUAAAAUAGUAUAACAUAGUGAUAAAAAUAGUGCAUAAUAUUUAUAAUACAAAUAACAUGUAAGCUAUUUUUGUUAUUAUAAUAUGAAUGUUAUGUCAAAAAACACAAGAACUGUAAUGCACUGAUGACAUAGUAAACAUAUAAUUUAAAUGUGAAUGCAUGAUUAAGUGUAAGUAAGAAACAGUGUAUUUUUCGUCAUGUUAAAUAAACACAUUGUUUUUAAGUACCUCGUGUAAAACAAGGUAAGUAAUUGUCACAGAAAAAUUAUUUGACUGUUCCAGAAACAAAUAUAUAAACUCGAUUAUAUGUAGUUCGAAAAUACGUAACUGAACAAAUAGUUGAAAAAUUUCUCAGUAACUUGCGGUAUAUCUGAACUAGUUAUGUGCUUCUGAUUCACUCUGUAUAUGUAUGUACAAUACUAACAAUAUAUAGACCGUCUUAGUGUCAUAUGGCACUUGAAUAUAUAAUCACUUUGUAAAAGAAUAUUCAGAGUGGGAGGAACGGUUGGGUAAUGUUUGGUUUCCAACAAAUUUACUCAAGAGCAUACUUGUGUAUCUAAGAAAGAAUCAGUUCAACUUUAUUAGUGAAGGAGUUAAGUUAUAAAGGAAUUUACAAUGGCUUCAGAACGAAAAGUCUAUUAUUUCGCGGUUCUCUUUUAUAUCCUACAAUUACUACAUCUAAAUUCAUCUACUAUAUUGGGAACAUGUCCAAUGAUAAAUAACAGUAUUCCUAUGACACAGACUGAACUUCUGCAGGAAUUAACGAACGACUGUCGUUAUGACAAAAUGAUGAGACCUCCUGGAGAAAUGAAUACCACUGAUCCAAUUAGUGUGUACACCAGUGCUUACAUUUAUACAAUUAAAUCAAAUAUGGUUAAAACCCUGCAAUUCGAUGUCCACAUGAUGUUACAAUUUAGAUAUUUGGAUAAACGGCUGAAGUUUGAUAAAAUUGUUCCGAACUUACAUCAGAUAAAUGGUGGACAAUUUGCACACGACUUAAUUUGGACGCCUAAUGUAUAUGUUUCUAAUGAGCCUAGUUCAGCCAUUAUGGGAAAGGAUGUUAAAGAUAUACUUGUUUCUAUAAAUUCAUCAGGCAUGGUCAUAUUGAACACUAGGUUACAAGCAACUCUUAACUGUGGGCUUCGUUUGGAGAAGUUUCCAUUUGAUGUACAAGAAUGUCCACUCAUUUUUGAAAGCUGGACACACAAUGUGCUUGACAUGGUAUUAUAUUGGGAUGAAGAGCCAAUUAUACUUGCAGAUGAAUUACACUUAACUGAAUACAAACUUGUGGACAAAUGGGUUAAUACGUCAGAAACAUAUUAUACUACGUCACAACAACAUUUUGGUCACUUUGCUGGUAAUUUCAGUUCACUCAGUAUAACAUUUAAAUUAUCAAGAGAAAUGGGAUUCUUUGUGAUGGAUUACUAUAUACCAUCUAUAUUAAUAGUAGUGAUUUCUUGGGUCUCAUUUUGGUUGCAUGUGGAUGCAAGUCCACCAAGAAUAGUAUUAGGAACAAACACUAUUCUAACAUUUAUGACACUUGCAUCAAAAGUGGAAAAUUCCUUACCAAAAGUUUCUUACAUAAAAGCCAGUGAAAUAUGGUUUCUAGGUUGUACUAUAUUUUUGUUUGCAGCAAUGGUCGAAUUUGCUUUUGUUAAUACAAUUUAUCGACGAAAGAAAAAUGUACCUUUAAAAAAGGUUAAUAGUAAAUACAUAUUAAAAUCAACAUUAACGCCAAAGCUAGCGCGGAAACAAUUUCAGAAAAAUACUACAGGGCUAGAGCGAUCUCGUUCUUGGUCGUCACUUGAAAAUACAAAUUCCAGUGAUCAAGAUUUUUCAAGUCAAAAUUAUCUUACUGUACAUAGUUUCCCAAGUACUCUCAACAUACCUUCUGUUAAAAUUGAAGAGGACAAAGACCCAGAAUGCUCAGAAAGAAAUAUUGCAACCAUCAGUAAUACACCACUACCAAAACCUUUCCCAAGAAGAGCAACCCUUGCUCAGUUACAUAAUUUUACGACAAUGACACCACAAGAAAUUGCUCAGUGGAUUGAUAGACGUAGCAGAAUUGUAUUUCCUGUAGCUUUUCUUAUAUUCAACAUCUUUUAUUGGUCUUUUAUUUGGAUAUAAAAAUUUCAUAAUGAAACUGAACAUGAGCCGUUCAAAGGCCAAAACGACCAACUUUACUGGUUUUAAGCAUUUGAUCAAAAAUGAAAUUACUAAAAGGGAGUGAGGAGCACUUUUAUAUUGUGGACUUGAUCAUUUUGGCAAAUGAAUGGCUCAUAUACCUACAAAAUAAUCAUUUUAACUUUUUUAUUAGAUGUAUAUUAUUAUUUAGUUGCUUUUCAAUUAACAAUUUAUUCUUGCAAUAUAAAACAAUCUGAAACAUAUAAAUUAUUUUAACAAAGAAAAUAAGAUCUACUACCACACAAUUAAAUACUUCUUUCUUAAUCCACUGAGAACCAUCUAGGUGUUCAAUUACUCGUUAAGUCAAGAUUUUGAAAGAGGGACAAAAUGCAGGGUUUGGUUGCAGAUCUGUUAAUUAAAGGGAAAUAUAACAAAGAUUGCAGGUAUAAAAAUUUCCUUUGUCCAUAACUAGUAUCUAAAUAUAAAUGAAUAAAGUUCAUUUUAGAAUUACUGUACACCUAGGAUAGUCUGAUAAGAAUGAGAAGUACAUAGAAGAAAUACUUUUUCCAAUACUUGUAUUACAAGUAUAUUUAACAUCAAAGUUUCUUCCACUCAGGAGGAGGAUUGACAGAUUAGCAAUGGAGUCAAAUAUCAUUGUCAUAAUCUGCAUGGAACAUCAUAGAUUAUUUUGUAUUGUAAGCUCAAAUGAUGCAUAGUUUUAAAAUUUAUAGUUAAUAUAUUUUA